Trichophyton rubrum CBS 118892 is the source of this 783-nucleotide messenger RNA. RefSeq names its product mediator complex subunit MED7. Gene Ontology annotation, molecular function: transcription coregulator activity. The coding region runs from base 1 to 783 and encodes 260 amino acids. Gene Ontology annotation, cellular component: core mediator complex; mediator complex. Gene Ontology annotation, biological process: regulation of transcription by RNA polymerase II. The record is from RefSeq and is a predicted model, not a curated record. Lineage: Eukaryota; Fungi; Ascomycota; Eurotiomycetes; Onygenales; Arthrodermataceae. The transcript has 2 exons.
AUGGAAGAAGGGGCCCAGAGAGGCGUCACCGCAGCAUUUCCCCCGCCGCCACCGUUUUGGAGACACUUUAGCCGGGCCAACUUGAACAAGCUUGAGGAUGCGAAGCGUGCAGCGCGGCCAGAUGACGACGACGAGAAGAGGGCGACGAGCAAGGACUGGACACCAGCCGAGCUUCAGGCGCUAGAUGUGGCGCCGGAGCUGAAAUAUUUGAUACCGCCAGAGCCGCCCACAACGGACUAUGUGCUCUUUGGCGAGACGCAGCAGCUCUCCCCGAAUCCCCCUUCGUUGGGUGACCAGGGAAUAACUCAACUUUAUCCGUCAUCCUCGGCCACGUCUGGACACGCCUAUCAUCUUACCAAAAUCACCAAGUCACUACUGCUAAAUUUCCUCGAGCUUACUGGAAUUCUUUCCAUUGCGCCGGAACACGCUGAAGAAAAGCUACAGAUGAUUCGCACGUUAUUUAUCAAUGCAUACCACCUAUUGAAUUUGUACCGGCCCCACCAGGCACGGGAGUCGUUGAGCGAACUGAUCGAGAGACGCAUCGAGAUGGCCAGGGAAGACGUGAAGCAGAUGGAGGAGAUAGAAGGUAGAGUUGCUGGCUGGCUUGAGAUGAUGUCGAAGAGUGACAAGGUAGAGGAAGCCAACGAUGACAAGAUGCAAAUCGAAAAAGAGGGAGAAGAUGACCAGAAGAAAAACCGUAAGCGGGUCUCAGAACACGAUAGAGAGAUUGAGGACGCGCGGGUAAUGUGGAGGCUUCUGGAUGAGAUCGAAGAAGCUGGAUGA